CGCGUCACACACGGGCCUCGGAGGAUCCAUUUUCUUACUGUGAAUUAUCGUUGUUCCACAGUUUGUAUUUAACGGUCAGAGUAUUUCUUUUUCGUUUCUUGUUGGGCUGAAAAGAGGAAUUUUUCAAGAUGGGAGGCGGGGAUCUGAACUUGAAGAAGAGCUGGCAUCCCCAGACUAUGAAAAACAUUGAGCGCGUCUGGAAAGCUGAGCAGAAAUAUGAGGCUGAACGCAAGAAGAUCGAGGAGCUCCAGAAAGAGCUGAAAGAGGAGCGAGCUCGAGAAGAAAUGACAAGAUAUGCAGAGGACACCGGUGCCAUCAAAAAAAAAGACGAUCGCCUGGACUGGAUGUACCAGGGUCCUGCUGGUCAGGUGUCCAGAGAUGAGUAUCUGAUGGGUCGCCCCAUCGACAAGCAGAUCACCGACCAGUACGAGGAGCCAGAGAGCGGACCGUCGGCUGAGACCGGCCUCCUGCCCGGGUCCAUCUUCAACCCCGCCACCCCUGCCUCCAACCUGGACCUCGCCGCCAAGAUCAGGGAAGACCCCCUGUUUCAAAUCAGGAAACGUGAAGAAGAAAAGAAGAGAGAAGUCCUGACGAAUCCAGUGAAGAUGAAGAAGAUCAAAGAAAUGCUGCGCCAAAAUCUCGACAAGAAAGACAAGAAAAAGAAGAGGAAGAAGGAUAAAAAGGAGAAGAAAGGCGACAAAGAGAGGAGAAAGGAGAAGAAACAUAAGAGGAGGAGUUCAAGCUCAAGCUCAGAUGAAGAGGAUGAGAAAAAUCACAGGUCGCACUCACGAGAUGAUUCUUCAUCAGACAACAAAUCUCGUUCCCAUCAUGUUCCAGGAUAUGGCCUACAGCUCCCUUCUGGCCGACAUCAGCAGACCUCAGCUCCGUCCAAUCACUCAGGGCACCGCGACAGGAGCCGAUCCAGAUCGCCUCACAGGAACUACAAGGACAGUCGAUCCUACUCAGCCUCCUCACACAGAGGAGACAGGAAGGUGGAAGCCAGACCUCCGAGUCCACAGAAGGAUCGGUACCAAAGACAGAGGAACCACGUGUCCAAGAAGCUCUCUGCAGAGGAGCUGGAGCGAAAGAGGCGUGAGAUGAUGGACCAGGCCAAGCAGAGGGAGGAGGACAGGGAAAACAAAGUGAAGAGAUACAAGAGGCAGGACGAACAAGAAAAGCAGAGGGAACAAAAUGUCAAACAGGAACGCCAUGCUGGCUUCAUCCAUAACAUGAAGCUGGAAAGUGCUGCAAGCUCUUCUUUAGAGGACAGAGUGAAGAGGAACAUCCACUCCAUUCAGAGGACGCCGGCCUCCCUCGACAACUUCAUGAAGAGAUGAAGACACAAGACAUUAACAUUACAGACUCUGUGAACUGACUGAAAACACCUGCAAACAUGAUGCGAUACGCUUGCUAUCUGUGUCUUUAAUGUACUGAUACUAGAUGUUGUGGUUGGAGUCCAUCAGGAAUUCAAAUGGGGAAGCUCAGCUGCUUUUGAAAAGCAGAUUCAACAAUGGUCACAAGAAUGUUAUUUCACACAAAUCCUACUUUUUAGAAAGCAAACAUCCCUUAAUAAGGUAAUGUGAUCCUAACUUUGUACAAUAUAUUGUUUUUACAGAAAGACAGGACCUGUUUUAUUUAGUUUUUUUGUAAAAUAUGUUUCUUACAUGGUGUGCUAAUGUGAGUAGAAAAUGAUAUAUAUAAACUCAAUUUCUGGAGCGUCA
Messenger RNA from Amphiprion ocellaris (clown anemonefish), 1721 nucleotides. RefSeq names its product CWC25 spliceosome associated protein homolog (gene cwc25). Lineage: Eukaryota; Metazoa; Chordata; Actinopteri; Pomacentridae. The transcript is spliced from 9 exons. Gene Ontology annotation, cellular component: U2-type spliceosomal complex. Bases 129 to 1337 code for a protein of 402 amino acids. Gene Ontology annotation, biological process: mRNA splicing, via spliceosome. The record is from RefSeq and is a predicted model, not a curated record.